Cololabis saira (Pacific saury) is the source of this 2744-nucleotide messenger RNA. It is a transcript of the gene spock1, whose product is annotated as SPARC (osteonectin), cwcv and kazal like domains proteoglycan 1. NCBI's taxonomy places the organism in Eukaryota, Metazoa, Chordata, Actinopteri, Beloniformes, Belonidae. The coding region runs from base 159 to 1526 and encodes 455 amino acids. The transcript is spliced from 12 exons. Gene Ontology annotation, molecular function: calcium ion binding; protein binding. The record is from RefSeq and is a predicted model, not a curated record.
CUGCUGACCGAGGGGGAGGAGAAAGCUGCCACUUCUCUCGCUCCUUUCCGCUGUCCCCCUUUUACCUAUCAAUUGAGAGAGCAGUCGGGCGCUGACGGAGUGGACUUAUUUUCUCUUCCAGUGAAUUGCAGCUGGACACCAACGAACUAUCCAAGAACAUGCUUUUCUUUCUGCUACCUGUCGUGGCUCUCUUGCUGAGCAGAGAAACACCGGUCUCCGGUAACAAUGACGAGAACUGGCUGGGAACCGUCGCUCGGCACAAGGACAGAUCCUGGAACAGAUUCAGAGAUGAUGACUACUUCAAAAGCUGGGCUCCCGCCAAGUCUCUCGACCCAGAGCGAGUGGCUGAAGCUGGCAGAAAUCGAGAUCCAGCAACUAAAGCACACUCGGGCUCAACUCAGAGGAUGAUACAGAAUGGUCCAGAUACCACCAAGGACCCAUGCCUGAGGGUUCACUGUCCUCCUCACAAGGUGUGCGUCAGCCAUGACUUCCAGACGGCCAUCUGCAGCAGUCACAAGCAACCGGCUCAUAGUGUGAAAGCCAGGAAAGGCAGUGUGAGCCACAAACAUGGGCCUGAAGCUGGGGCUCAUGGGAAAUGUAGACUCUGUUCCGCCCUCCAGGCUACUCCCAUCUGUGGCUCUGAUGGACACACCUACUCCUCCAAGUGUAAGUUGGAUUUCCAGAGCUGCUUGUCUGGGAAAACGAUCUCAGUUAAAUGUGAUGGACUGUGCCCCUGCUUGCCUGGUCAGGAGUUCAGUAAAGCACCGCACAACGCGGAGAAGGCUGCUUGCGCUGAUGCAGAACUUCACAGUCUGGCUGCCAGACUGAAGGACUGGUUUGGGAUUCUGCACCUUGAUGCCAACAGAGACCUCAAAUCCUCUGACAGCUUUGAUUCAACCGCUGGCCACUUUGACACAAGCAUCUUGCCCAUUUGUAAGGACUCGCUGGGCUGGAUGUUCAACAAGCUGGACAUGAACUUUGACCUUCUGCUGGACCAAUCAGAGCUGAGUGCCAUCUACUUGGACAAGUAUGAGCUGUGCAUGAAGCCUCUCUUCAACUCCUGUGACUCAUUCAAGGACGGCAAGCUGUCCAACAACGAGUGGUGCUACUGUUUCCAGAAGCCCGAAGGACUGCCUUGUCAAACUGAGAAGAGUCGGAUCCAGAGUCAGAGUCGUAGAAAGAGCCUCAUAGGCUCUUAUAUUCCUCGUUGUACUGAGGAGGGCUACUACAAACCAACCCAGUGUCAUGGCAGCACUGGCCAGUGUUGGUGUGUGGACAAAUACGGCAACGAGAUUGCUGGCUCGAGAAAACAGGGCAACCCCAACUGUGACGAGGAGCAGGAGACAUCAGGGGACUUCGGCAGCGGAGGUGCAGUGAUUCUCCUUGACGACCAGGAGGAGGAGCCCUCACAGAGCGGGCGGAGCCGGCAGAAGAAGAGACGGGGCCGGAUCCACCCCCGAGGAACCAUUGAGGACGACGAGGACGAAGAGGAGGACAAGGAUGAUGAAAUCGGCUACGUUUGGUAGCUCUGCUCCAUUCCGUUUUGCCGUCAGCUGACCAGGAAACCCAAACGUUGACUGGGCACAGAUCUGAAGCCAUUCCAAUGUCUCUUCCUCCACUUACCUUGGCAGCAGUCCACCUUUUAGUGCUCGAUCCUGCUCUCGUUAUCACUACCUGUCAUCCCAAUCUCUCUAAGCGAACAUCAUGCAAACUUUAUUUUUAAGUAUUCCCCUCUUUCUGAAGACAAAAAAAAACAAGAGAGCUUAUUUGAUUUCAAGCCGUCUCCAAAACCUGCAAACUUUAACCUCUUUCAAACAUGGACACUUCGCUCUGGUCUCUCUUCCUCCAUGUAUCUCCACCCACUCCCUCUAUCACCCUAAUCGCUGUUCGUCUCUGGUCGGUCCGUGAGCCCAGAUGCAUUAUGUAUUGGAUGUAAAUAUGUUUUCUCCAGGAAAGCUUGAUUGUAGAUCCCCCUCCUUGUUGAUCCAUCUGUAGUCCACUCGCAUCCGCUGUGUUCCAACGAUGGGCUCCGUCCACUGUUCAACCGUUUUUCUGCAAAUUGCUGCCAGUUUCAGACUCUGACAUGCUCCCUUCUUUUUUUUUCUGUUAUUUCAUGGAGGAUUGUAAAUUAUUUAAUUGUUGAAUGUUCCAGAAAGCCCAGGAAGCAAUGAGAUUAAUGAUGUAUCGUCGUUGUUGUUGCAUGUUUCUCAUCGUGUAUCUGUAAAAGAGAGAUUUACCUGGCCAGGUCCAGCUCUAUGCAUCUCAAACAGAACGUAACGCCGGUUUGGCUGCUACAGUACUUCGUUGCAAUGUUGAUGCUGUCUAGUGUCCUUUUGGUUUCUCUCCCAAUCUCAGGAGGUAUAGGAGGCUCUACUGCAGAGAGGUGGCAGGAUAGAAAAGCAAAUCGCAAUGUCUACAGGACAAGUCUCAGCAAGCUGUUUUUUUGGGGGGGGCUUUUUUGUCUUUUGUUUUGUUUUGUUUUGUUGUUUGUUUGUUUUUUUCAAAUUGUUCGGUAGGGCUGCUGAGGCCUUUUGGCUGUGCAUGGACACUAGAGGAGGAAGCUGCUCCUGAGCUGGGAGGACAUAUGAUGCCAAGCCGAGACAAGGCUCUGCUCUGCCUCCCACCCUUGGAUAUGUUCAGUGAUUUGAAAUUAAAAUAUUCACCAUGUCAACUACGUGAAUUUUUAUUUGUAACUUUAAAAAGAAUUUAAGUAAAGUGGCACUUUGAGUGUCUUUUGAACCUUA